This is a messenger RNA of Rattus norvegicus (Norway rat), 339 nucleotides long. The record is from RefSeq and is a predicted model, not a curated record. NCBI's taxonomy places the organism in Eukaryota, Metazoa, Chordata, Mammalia, Rodentia, Muridae.
AUGGAUGGAGAGGAGAAAACCUAUGGUGGCUGUGAAGGCCCUGAUGCCAUGUAUGUGAAAUUAAUAUCUUCUGAUAGUCAUGAAUUUAUUGUAAAAAGACAACAUGCAUUAACAUCAGGAACAAUAAAGGCCAUGUUGAGUGGUCCAGGUCAGUUUGCGGAGAAUGAAACCAAUGAGGUCAACUAUAGAGAGAUCCCUUCACAUGUACUAUCAAAAGUGUUCAUGUAUUUUAUCUACAAGGUCCGCUAUACUAACAGCUCCACUGAAAUUCCUGAAUUCCCAAUUGCACCUGAAAUUGCACUGGAACUGCUGAUGGCCGCAAACUUCCUAGAUUGUUAA